GCUUCUUGAGAGAAUCAGGGUCAGACGGACCCAUUGCAACGCUUUGUCCUCCUCCUUCAUACAUAUACAUAUACAAAGAAAAAACAGCUUCUACGCCUGGUCUUUUUCAAUGGCGUAUUUUUGACUUUCCGAUUCUAUCCCUCCCGUCUUUAAAUAAUUCCAGCACAAUCCCAGCCUUGAGCCUUUCAUUUCUUCUCCAUCUACCUAGAAAUUAGAAUGUCCAAAUUCUAAAGGGUAAAUACUUCAAUUUUCUCUAAGAUUUUUUUUUUUUUUUUUUUUUUUGUGUGUGUUUUGUUUUUUUUUGGGGUACGGUUUUCGUUGGCUGAAUUGCGCUGUCAAUCGGAUGGAGACGAAGGAGGAGGACGCGAGGAACUCGGUGCUGAGUCAACUGGUUGAGUCGGUGAAGGCGAUUUCCGAGUCGUCGGAGUGCUGCAACGCGUUCAAGAAGAUUUGCGGGAAUUUGGUACGGAGAGUGAAGCUGCUGAGCCCUCUUUUCGAGGAAUUGAGGGACAGUGACAAACAAGUGGUGGGUGAAGAGGAAGUGAAGGCCUUUGAAUCGCUGAGACUCGCUUUGGUUUCUACUAAGUUGCUUCUGGAGUCGGUCAACCAGGGAAGCAAGCUUUAUCAGGCUUUUCAUAGGGACGAGAUUGUAAAUAAGUUCCACCAAAUGACAGAACAAAUAGAAGCAGCAUUGAAGGAGAUUCCUUACGAUAAAUUCCCUAUAUCGGAUGAAGUUCGAGAACAGAUUGAACUUGUGCAUGCUCAAUUCAAAAGAGCUAUAGAAAGAAAAGAAUCAUUUGACUCACAACUGGAGAUGGAUUUAGAUGUGGUCGAGAAAGAAAAAGAGCCAGACCCUCCAACUCUUAAAAGACUUUCAGAAAAGCUGCAUCUUAAGACAAUCUGUGACCUGAAGAAAGAGUCGCUUGCUUUCCAUGAAUUGGUUAUUGCAAGCGGUGGAGAUCCUGGCGAGUCAUUUGAACGGAUGUCAUUAAUACUGAAGAAGUUAAAGGAUUGUGUACUAUCGGAAAAUCCAGUGGAUGACACCUGUAAAGGUGAUCAGAGCUCGGUUAAGCACAGAUCUCCUGUUAUCCCAGACGAUUUUAGGUGCCCAAUAUCUCUCGAAUUGAUGACAGAUCCAGUCAUUGUCUCUACUGGACAGACAUAUGAACGGUCCUGUAUUCAGAAGUGGCUGGAAGCAGGACAUAAAACCUGUCCCAAGACCCAGCAGUCACUAAUGCACACAGCCUUGACACCUAACUAUGUUUUGAAAAGUCUAAUUGCUUUAUGGUGUGAGAAUAAUGGUGUUGAGCUGCCAAGAAAGCAAGGAAAAAGUAAAAGCAAGCAAAAUGGAAGCAAAUUUUCUGACUGUGAUCGAGCUGCUAUUGAUGCCUUAUUAGAAAAAUUAGCUAAUGGGAAUCCAGAAGAACUAAGAUCAGCUACUGGUGAGCUCCGCUUGCUUGCAAAGAGGAAUGCAGAUAAUAGAGUUUGUAUUGCUGAGGCAGGAGCCAUUCCGCUCCUUGUUGAACUGUUAUCCUCCCAAGACCCACGUACUCAGGAACAUGCAGUUACAGCUCUUCUCAACCUUUCGAUAAAUGACAGUAACAAGGGAAAUAUUGUAAAUGCAGGAGCUAUACCUGAUAUAGUAGAUGUGUUGAGAAAUGGCAGCAUGGAGGCUAGAGAAAAUGCAGCUGCAACCCUUUUCAGUUUGUCUGUCAUUGAUGAGAACAAGGUCGCAAUAGGAGCAGCUGGGGCUAUCCCAGCUCUUAUAAAUUUGCUGUGUGAGGGGACUCCAAGAGGUAAAAAGGAUGCUGCCACAGCUAUUUUCAAUCUUUCGAUCUACCAGGGCAACAAGGCCAGAGCCGUUAAGGCUGGUAUUGUAGUUCCAUUGAUGAGAUUGCUGAAGGAUGCAGGAAGUGGUAUGGUGGAUGAGGCACUAGCAAUUUUGGCCAUUCUUGCCAGCCAUCAAGAAGGGAAGAUGGCAAUUGGUCAUGCUGAGCCAAUCCCUACAUUGGUUGAGGCUAUACGAACUGGUUCCUACCGUAAUCGGGAGAAUGCGGCCGCUGUAUUGUGGUCAUUGUGUACUAGUGACCAGCAACAGUUGAAGCUAGCAAAGGAGCUUGGUGCAGAAGAGGCAUUGAAAGAACUGUUGGAAAAGGGUACUGACAGGGCCAAGAGAAAAGCUGGAAGUAUUUUGGAAGUCCUCCAACGGCUUGAAAGUAAUUGUUAAUUCAUGAAGAUAAGGACCGUGUUUUAAGUCAUUCAUUUGCUGUCUGAUAUAAGGUGAAGAAAGAGUAGUCGGUAGGUAUAGUGGGAAUCGACAUGGGGAAAUUGUUGUAUUGUUUGUAUUACCAUAUACAUAGGCACUUAAAUUGUGUUAAUGAAGGGAUAAAUGGGGAGCUUAAGUUAUAAAAGAUAGUUGAAUUUAGGUGUUCAAGGACAUCAUUGAGAGUGAUAGGAAGGUUCUCACCCGAAAAAAAGGCCAAGAAAAAAGGGUUUUUAGGUCAUCGACUCCUUGCCCUGAUCAGCUAUAGGAGGAAUAGGUGCUUUAAUUAUGUGCCCCGUAUACAGAAGACUAAAAGGUUACUUUUGCUUGGAUUAGGGACAUAAAAGUUAACGGUGACUGUGGAAGAACCUAACUUCACAAUUCUGCCUGUUGUCAUGCCUCUACCUUCUGAAUAUCAUUUUCAUCCAUCGUGACAAGAGAACGGUGCUUCUGAUUUUGUAAAAGUUCGUGUUUCAUAUCUGUAUCUGUAAAUAGCAGCAUUUUAAGUAAACGGUAAUGCUAGAUUUGUCAAAAUUUUCAUCAAAUUUAUUUAUCAAAUAAUAUAAAAGAUGGUGUAAUAAUAUUUAAUUAUUUUUUUA
Messenger RNA from Ziziphus jujuba (common jujube), 2862 nucleotides. RefSeq names its product U-box domain-containing protein 14. The transcript is spliced from 4 exons. The coding region runs from base 344 to 2227 and encodes 627 amino acids. NCBI's taxonomy places the organism in Eukaryota, Viridiplantae, Streptophyta, Magnoliopsida, Rosales, Rhamnaceae. Gene Ontology annotation, molecular function: protein binding; ubiquitin-protein transferase activity. Gene Ontology annotation, biological process: protein ubiquitination; cell surface receptor signaling pathway. Gene Ontology annotation, cellular component: nucleus; cytoplasm. The record is from RefSeq and is a predicted model, not a curated record.